Messenger RNA from Mycosarcoma maydis (corn smut), 3315 nucleotides. RefSeq lists its product as uncharacterized. The coding region runs from base 1 to 3315 and encodes 1104 amino acids. Gene Ontology annotation, molecular function: ATP hydrolysis activity; ATP binding. The transcript has a single exon. The record is from RefSeq and is a predicted model, not a curated record. Lineage: Eukaryota; Fungi; Basidiomycota; Ustilaginomycetes; Ustilaginales.
AUGAACGAGCCGGGUUUGCUGAAUACCACUGGCCUUCUCGAGCUGGACAGACCCGCCAACGGCUCCAACUUAUCCCAGGCAAAGGCUGAUGAGCUCUUUGCCAGUCCGGUCGAUCCCUUUCGUGAACGAGAUCUUAACCUUUUCAGUCCUUCAGGCUCUCAGAGCGAAGCCCAGAAAGCUCUCAAUGCGUGGUGCUCGCACGGAUCGACUAAGCUGGACAAUCAGACAGACACACGGAACCUAGAACGAGGCGAAAGCAUGGACUUCGACGCCGAAAUCGACCUCGACCAGCUCCUCGAUCAGGAGAUGGCGCUGAAACAAGAAAUUCAUAAACACACAUCGCAUUCUGGGACUGGCUGCGCAGAAGGAUCACAGAUGGAUGUCGACUAUGACGAGCUGGAAGCCUUCCUCCUCGCGGAAGAGGAACACGCAUCGUCUCGACCGACUGCACGUGAUCAAGUUCACGGCCUACAACAUCCCCCCUCGCCACCUCCCGACAUCGUCUCGUCUCGGGCCUCUUCGCCCAUGACCGAUCUUCUAGAAAGCAAUGGUCUGUUAGGUGGCUCUUCCUUGCCGCCCUUACAGCAGACUGUGACUCCAUCCCCAAAGUCUACAGGCUUGACACUCGAGACCUUCCCAACUUCAGCCCAGCCGUCUUCGAGGGCCAUCGAGGCACUCUCGUCGCUGUCCACGGAGGACGAAGAGCCAUCGUCUGUGCUUGCUGCGCGCGAUGUGCAAGUGGGACCGUCUCGACUUGGCGCCCGCCUCCAACCACAGGGCAUUCCCAAGUACAUUCCGGCUGGUUUCAUGAAUGCUGCCACGAUGGAUGGUACCCUGGUCCGCUUUGAGCGACGCAAACGCAUGAAAGGCUGGAAGCCGCCGGCUAUCAUGUCCGAUGUAGACGCCUCGCAACUUCUAGAUCGACCCAUUCACCAGCUGCUUGAUGCUGUAGAAGCCUUGAAGGCGCUCGAAGUGGUCGAACGCGACGAGGCGCAUGCACAGCAGGCCAGAGAAUCGGCGAAUCAUACCGCAAUGCACAACUCGAAGGCUGCCUUGCAAAUGUGGGUGGAUAAGCAUCGACCAGCCAAAUUCACAGAGCUCCUCGGAGAUGAACGCGUACAUCGCGAGGUGCUUGGUUGGCUCAAGGAAUGGGACGAGUGCGUGUUCAAGCGAAAGAAUCAUCGCAAGGAGCGACAUCGUCAAUACAUUCAAUCCAAGUAUGGCUUCAGCGACAAUGGCUUCGGUGACAAGGGCAGCGAGCAUUCUUGGAAGGAUCCCUACGGCCGACCAAAGGAGCGCAUCAUGAUGAUUUCGGGACCUCCUGGCUUAGGAAAGACGACGCUUGCCCACGUCAUCGGCGCUCAUGCAGGCUACAAUGUCUACGAGUUGAAUGCCAGCGACGCACGCUCGGCGGGUGCGGUCGAGGAUGUGAUCAAAAUGGCACUCGAGUCAGGCAGUCUCAAGGAUCCAAGACCGACGUUGGUGGUGAUCGACGAAAUCGACGGCGCUACAGGAGGUGGAGGUGGAGCAUCGGGCGAAUCGCAUGGCUUCAUACGCGCAUUGGUGCGAUUGGUCGAAAUGGGCAAGGGAGCUGGACCCAAGGUGGCUGGCUUGGGUGCGCGUGGCAAGAAGCAACAACGCAAGGGCUUUAAGCCGCUGCUGCGGCCCAUCAUUUGCAUCUGCAAUGAUCUCUACGCUCCGUCGUUGCGACCGUUGCGACCGAUAUCGAAGUUGAUCCGGUUCCAUAAACCGCCGACAAACCUUGUGGUGAAACGCCUGCGCGAAGUUUGCGAGGCGGAAGCGCUCUCUGUGGAAGCUCGUGGACUGUCUCUACUUGCCGAGCUGACCAACGGCGACAUUCGCUCUUGCCUGAACGCGUUGGAGUUUGCAAAGACCAAAAACAUUGCUCUCACAGAAGCAGCGGUGAAGAGCGCGUCGGUUGGCAUCAAGGAUACCGGAGGUCACGUUCACAAAGCAUGGGAGGUGCUUUUCCGCCGCCAGAAUCGCAAGCAGGCCGCAGCUUCGAGCAUGAAACGAGCCAAUGCCAAGGCGGCAGAUGCAGAUGCGUCGCCUUGGAACUCGUCACGCAAAGCGUCGGCGAGUGAGCUGACUGGUGACGGCAAAGCACCAAAGGAUUUCAACCUGAUCGAUACGCCUCAGGAGAACGUCAAACGCAUCGUUCACGAGGUGACGAGCUGUAACGAGUACGAAAAGCUCGCUCAGGGUUGUUUCGAGCACUACCCUACGCUUCGGGCUGCCGAUGGCGGUUGGAAACGGUAUCGGCAGGUGCACGACUGGUUGCACUUUGGACAAAGCAUCACGUCGCGUGCCUGGUCGCAGGGCAACUUUGAGCUUCUCGGCUUCAUGCCAUGGUCGUUCGUCUGCUGGCAUCUACUGUUUGCACACGUCGGAAACGCGCUGCCCGAGUAUCCAAAGGCGGACUAUGAGAACCACCUCAAGACGUCUGCGUUUAACGAGAUCGCAUCGCAGAUUGUCAGCGUGCUUCCUGCCAACGUCCGGUCGCAGUUCAACCGACAAUCGGUUGUCACCGAGCUGGGGCCGUCGCUGAUGCGAAUCCUCACGCCAGAUCUACGGCCGAUCAACAACCAGCUAUCGCGAACCGAGGACAAGCAAUCGUUUGCUUCGCUCGUGUCCAUCAUGACUUGGCUCAACGUCCGAUUUGUCCAGGACAAGAUUUCCGAAGAUGAGGCUUCGGUUACGGGGCAGACGGCAGGGCAGUUGGUGUACAAGCUGGAUCCGCCGCUCGACGUGUUUACGCAAUUCGAGGGCAAGCGUUCAAAAGAGAUUGGGCCGUCGCGCUUCGCUGUGCGUCAGCUGGUGGCGAGGGAGAUGGAGCGUCAAAUGCUGCGUAGGAAUGCGGGCGUCGAAGCGCGCAAUGACGAUGCUGGAUCGACGUCCAAGUCGGCCACGGCAAUCUAUCGAUGCAAGGGUGACAAGGUGGAUGCUGCACGAGACGCACUCGAGACCAAGAAGGAAAAGAGCGCCGUUGAUUUUUUUGGUCGUCCGAUUGUGCCAAAGAGCGCGUCUCUGCGCGUAGGCAUGUCAACGGAGCCUAUCGUCCAGUGCAUGGGCGGUCAGAAGCGCAAGGUGUCAGACGAUAUUUCUUGUGGCGCAUCUGAGCUGACUCCGACAACGACGCUGGCAGCGGGCGACGUGAAUGCCGCGAAUCACGACGCCACAGCGCCAGCAGCCGUGGAUUUGGUCCGAGAUGACAAGAUCAAGGUGUUCUACCGCUAUCACGAGGGCUUUUCCAACGCAGUGCGAAGACCCGUCAAGAUCUCGUCGCUUCUCUGA